Desarmillaria tabescens is the source of this 832-nucleotide messenger RNA. RefSeq names its product cytochrome P450. NCBI's taxonomy places the organism in Eukaryota, Fungi, Basidiomycota, Agaricomycetes, Agaricales, Physalacriaceae. Gene Ontology annotation, molecular function: oxidoreductase activity, acting on paired donors, with incorporation or reduction of molecular oxygen; monooxygenase activity; heme binding. The annotation marks the transcript as partial. The transcript has 6 exons. The record is from RefSeq and is a predicted model, not a curated record.
CCAGGUCUGCCUGGUCAUUGGCUAUUCGGGAAUGAGAUCCCCACUAAGCGAGCUUUUUUGAAGUACGAAGAAUGGACAAAGGAGUUUGGCCCGGUUUAUUCGCUGACUAGGUUUGGAAAGGUGUACAUCGUCGUUGGUCGAUAUGACGCCGCUAUGGAAAUAAUGGAGAAGGGUGGAUCACAGACGUCGGACAGACCAAGGUCUAUUGCCGGAUCUGAGACGUUUUCUGGAGGUCUAAGGUCGAUUAUGCUGAAUGAUACGCCGAGGUGGAGAAUCCUGUACAGGGCUUUUCAUUCACACUGGAAGACCGACAAGGCAGCGGCCUACGAGCCCCUACAGCUACAUCAUGCAAAGAAGCUGAUUCUCAAUAUCCUUGAUAAUCCGGUGGGACUUACAAUGCACGCAAAUACAUAUGCGGCAUCUGUGAUAUUUACCCUGACAUAUGGGAAAACGACACCGACGACUCUUGAUGAUCCCGAUUUGCAGGAUAUGGUUCGAGAUUCACGACGUUUUCGCAUGGUAAUUCUCCCUGGGGCUUACCUCGUAGAUACCAUUCCGAUUCUUCGAUGGGUUCCUGGGUAUCUUGCCGAGCUGAAGAGGUGGCAUCAGGAUUCGCUUGUGUUAAUCCGUCGGUGUUUAGGUAGGAUUCAAACGAGAAUGGACGCUGAGGAAGACGUCCCGGCUUGUUUUAGAAAAGAUCUCUUAAAUAAUAAGAAGAUGACCUUCGACCAGGCUGCAUAUUUUGCGGGGGCAAUGUUUGGUGCUGGAUCGAAUACGGUUCGAUUUCUUGCUCUUGUUUUGUUGGUUGCUACAGAAGUGUUUAGACUGCGGC